This is a messenger RNA of Vitis vinifera (wine grape), 2971 nucleotides long. Its product is annotated as histone-lysine N-methyltransferase ASHH1. The record is from RefSeq and is a predicted model, not a curated record. Gene Ontology annotation, cellular component: nucleus; chromatin. The transcript is spliced from 10 exons. Lineage: Eukaryota; Viridiplantae; Streptophyta; Magnoliopsida; Vitales; Vitaceae. Gene Ontology annotation, biological process: regulation of DNA-templated transcription. Gene Ontology annotation, molecular function: protein binding; histone H3K36 methyltransferase activity. The coding region runs from base 1563 to 2804 and encodes 413 amino acids.
UCUGCUUUUUCGCUAUACAAUGGACUUUUAUUCAGUUUGGUAGCUAGUAAGGUCAGGCACACUCUUUGAAACAUUUUUAAAUAACUGAGGCAGGGAACUAUGAAGAGUACGUUUCAUUUGUAUUUUGGAUAAGCAUGAAUUCAGUAGUCACAAGCCACAACGAUAAAGCAUACCGAUUAGUGCCUUUAAAUUUAUCUAAUCUGUUUUUGAAUUGCAAAUGUUUAGUUAAUAGACACACAUUCUUCAAUAUCAAAUUAUCAGUAUAUACUUAUCAAAAAAAAAAAAAAAAUCAAAUUGUUAGUAGCUUUUUAGCAAAUUCAACUUAAUAAAUGGACAUUUUAAUGCAUGUCCAUUAUAAAAUCUACAAGAUCUCUCUCUCCCUCUCUCUCUCUCUCAAUUUUUAUUUUUAUUUUAUUUUUUUAUUUUUAUUUUUAUAAUUUUCAACUAUAUAUUCAGUUCCAAAGUCUCGUUAGUCAUAUAUUACUUGGGUUGCACCCUUAGUUUCUUGCUAGGUGCCUAUUAUUGCAUUCUGUUUAUUUAACUUAACAGUUCCAUUAACCAUAUAUACUUGUAUUUAUUGUUGAUAUCUAUGAGUUUAUGUGAUACCUUCAAAGUUUUAGGUUCUAAACUCACAAUUAUUUCCUUUCCUAAAAGAUAAAAACGCAAAUAUAUUAAUCAAGAGUUCUAUUUCAUCAUCAUGUUCAAGUUCAACAUCAACCAUACAGCUUUCAACUCCUCAAUUUUUGUUAUAAGAAUAAAUCUACUUAAAGUUCAAUGUUUUCAUGUGUCUUUGACUAUGAAGUAUGUAGCAUUUUCAUUCUCUAAUUCCUAACCUUAAACUACAUUUUAAAGAAUUAAUAUGAUAAUUAAUUAAAUAUGUUCUUUCUCAAAUUUGAUUUUUGAUCGAAACUAUUAAAAAUAGUUAAAGAUACUUGUAUUGUUGGAUCAUUGUACCAUGGAUGAUGUUGUGUAACAUGAGAUAUAUUGGAGAUAAGACACACGUAGUUACCCCUUGAAAUAAGGCAUGUAUUAGUAAAACAUGAUGUUUUACAUAAAAAAAUGUUCAUGUCAUUGUUUUGUUUUGUUUUGUGCAUUUUAAGUUUUUAACAAUUAUUCCAAUUAACAUAAAUAUUACCUUGAAGUUGGGAUUGUUCAGAAAUUUUUUGGGUAUUUUUUUACAUUUUUUUCUUUUUUCUUGGUGAGGGAAGAGGAUAAGGGCUAGUAUUGUGGUUGUUAAAAACAAUUAGGGGGGUUCAUGAAAAUCCAUAUGGUAAGGAUGACAAUGGAGUCGAUGCCCCUUCAGGAGUGGUUUGGGAAAGGCAAAAUCUAGGUAAGGGUCGGUUCAAGAUUUUUUCCCCUUAAGCUAGAGUUGGUUUCUAUCUAAUUAAAUUUUAUAACAUCCCAUCUCAUAUAUUUAUUUACAUUUAUGCCCUUAAAGAAUCCCUUUGUUGCAAAAGAACCGGCUAUAAAAGGAAAAUGUUUUCCUAAUCUCAUACUCUCAUUUCACAAACACAACCUUCCUCCUUCACGGUCUAGCCCUAACCCUAAGUCACAUAGUGCCAAUGUCGUCCUCCUCCCAAGCACCAGCUGCUCGGCGCACCCUCAAUCGCGGACGUGUUGCCUCAUCACUUUGUCACAUUGACCCUCAAGGUCAAUCUGAUCAACAAAUUGAAGGAGUACCAGAGUUCAUACAUAUCAAUAGGAAUGAUUUCUCAUAUAGAAAACACAUAAAGCAGAAGGAAAAUGAUAUUGCCAUCUGUGAAUGCAAGUACAAAGCCAAUGAUCCAGAUAGUGCAUGUGGAGAGAGGUGCUGGAAUGUAUUAACUAGCAUAGAGUGCACGCCUCGCUAUUGUCCAUGCAGCAUCCAUUGCAAGAAUCAGAGAUUUCAGAAACGUGAAUAUGCUAAAACGAAGUUGUUCAGGGCUGAAGGCCGUGGGUGGGGUCUUUUGGCUACAGAGAACAUUAAGGCUGGAGAAUUUGUUAUGGAGUACUGUGGAGAAGUGAUUUCACGGACAGAAGCAAGGGGAAGGUCCCAAGUUUAUGUAUCACAAGGCCUUAAGGAUGUAUAUAUAAUUCCUCUGAAUGCUAGGGAAUGCAUUGAUGCAACCAAAAAAGGAAACCUGGCUAGGUUUAUAAACCACUCAUGCCAACCAAAUUGUGAGACAAUGAAGUGGUCAGUUUUGGGGGAAGAUAGAGUUGGCAUUUUUGCAUUGAGAAAUAUAUCAGUUGGAACGGAACUGACUUACAGUUACAACUUUGAAUGGUAUAGUGGUGCCAAGGUUCGCUGCCUUUGUGGGGCAACCAGAUGCUCAGGUUUUCUUGGGGGGAAGCCUUGUGGAUUCCAGGAGGAUUCGUUUGCAUGGGAGAAGAACAAUGAGAGAUACUCAGGGGGGGAUAAACCUUCUUCUUCGCUGGGGCCAAAAAAAAGAUUAAAACAUGAUCAUAAUGGAGGGUCAAGACCCCUCCCAGGAAAGCAAGUUGAUGCAAAAUAUGUUGCCCAAUUCUUAGCAUCAAAGGAUGCUCAAGAGGAGGUCUUAAAAAAUGAGGAAGAAAGGAAGGAGGCCUUGUCCCAUCUGGCCUCUGUGUACAGGGAGAUUGAGCCUGCUAUAGAAGAUCAUGAUAUGUAUGGUCCAGCCAAUGUGCUAACUGAUGUGGCAGAGCAAUGGAUAGGGGCCAGCUGCCGGAAACUGAAGGCAGAGUUUAACCUUCAUUCCUCUAUCAUCAGAAAUCUUAUCUGCCCACCUCAAAGAGCACCAGAAGAUGCAAAGCCCUCAGCAGGAGACCCUGAUCAUGAAAUCAAGUGAUUGAAAAGACCAAAAUUUUCAAUUUUGUUAGCCCUUUAGAAGCUUGGUUGUUUUAAUUGAAGAUUAUUAUUUUCUUUAGCUGGUUCCUGCCAUUUAUUUGUUUUGUUGUGAAACAUUUGCUCUGAUCAAACUUCAAAUGUCUAAUUGAUGCUUUAAGUUUUGAAUAA